This is a messenger RNA of Chenopodium quinoa (quinoa), 555 nucleotides long. RefSeq lists its product as uncharacterized. The transcript has 3 exons. The record is from RefSeq and is a predicted model, not a curated record. NCBI's taxonomy places the organism in Eukaryota, Viridiplantae, Streptophyta, Magnoliopsida, Caryophyllales, Amaranthaceae. Bases 1 to 555 code for a protein of 184 amino acids.
AUGGUACAUCUAAAGAGAGGAAAUGGGAUAUUCAGCCCAAGAGUGGUGAAAAUGGCAACUGGAAUUCUUGGGAUGUGUGUUGGUUACAUUGUGGGUCCCCCACUUUAUUGGCAAGGCCUUGCCGCAUUUUCUCACUCUUCCUCUUCUUGCUCUCCUUGCCUUUGUGAUUGUUCUUCCUCUUACCCUUUUCUAUCUCUUCCUCAAGGACUGAACAGAUCAUUUACAGAUUGUAUGAAGCAUGAUCCUGAGGUUAGUGAAGAAAUGGAGAAGCACUUUGCAGAUCUUGUGGCAGACGAGCUGAGACAAAAAGAGGCCGAAGCCUCAGAAAACCAGCGAAGAUCUGAUAUGGGGUUGCUAGAAGCUAAGAAGUUCGCGUCUCAGUAUCAGAAAGAGGCAGAUAAGUGCAACUCAGGCAUGGAAACUUGCGAAGAGGCAAGAGAAAGAGCCGAGGAAGCCUUAGAAGCACAGAGAAAGAUAACCGCAAUGUGGGAGCAAAGAGCACGCCAGAAAGGAUGGAAUGAAACCGUUGCUAGAAGAGCUCGAGAAAAGAAAUGA